This is a messenger RNA of Morone saxatilis (striped sea-bass), 4659 nucleotides long. Its product is annotated as tensin-3-like. The coding region runs from base 50 to 3778 and encodes 1242 amino acids. The transcript is spliced from 26 exons. The record is from RefSeq and is a predicted model, not a curated record. Gene Ontology annotation, molecular function: protein binding; phosphatase activity. Gene Ontology annotation, biological process: dephosphorylation. Lineage: Eukaryota; Metazoa; Chordata; Actinopteri; Moronidae.
CCGGCAUUUCACUUCCUGCGCAGGGCGCCCAUGUGACAGGAACCCAGCCAUGGAGGAGCCGCAGCGAAUCGAUCUGACCUACAUCACUGAACGCAUCAUCACCAUAUUCUGCCCCCCCCGGAGUCCGGAGGAGAUCUACCUCCAGAACCUGCAGGAGAUUAUUCACAUGCUGCAGUCCAAGCAUGGACACAGCUACAUGCUCAUCAACCUCUCACAGAAGAAUGACACUCUCACCCAAAUGAACCACAAGGUUUUGGACACGGGUUGGGUGGAUCUCUUGGCUCCCAACCUGGAUCAGAUCUUCAACGUGUGCACAACGAUGGAGAACUGGCUGCAGACGCAUCCGAAGCAUGUCCUGGUGCUACACUGCCGGGGAGGUAAAGGCCGGCUGGGGGUUCUGGUGGCUUCUUACAUCCACUUCAGCAACAUGUCCGCCAGUGCAGACCUUUCUCUCGACCACUUCGCCAUGAGGAGGUUCUACAAUGACAAGCUCUCUGCUCUGAUGACGCCCUCGCAAAAACGGUAUGUGUGGAUGCUGGGCAGCAUGUUAAAGGGAGGACUGAGGAUGUGUCCGUCUCCGUCCUUCCUCCUCUGUGUUGUUCUCCACGGUAUUCCCAAAAUGAGACCAGAUGGAGGAUGUUGUCUCUUCCUAAGAGUCUACCAGAGUCUACAAGCUGUGUGCACAUCGGCCGUCUACCAUGUUAAUGCAGCCCAGACAGACCAGCUCUACUUCGUGCUGCAGCCGGCUCAGCUGCUCAAGGGGGACAUCAUGGUGGUUUGUUAUGAUAAAAACAGCCGGUCGGACAGCCGUCAGGUCGUCUUCUGCCUCCAGUUUCACACUGGCCUCAUUCACGGACACGCCCUCACUUUCUUUAAGGCGGACCUCGACUGUGCCAGCAAAGAUCCUCGGUUCCCAGAAGAUGGAAAAGUGGAGCUGCUGCUUUCUGACAGCCCUGAAAAGAUUAGAGGCAGAGAGCUGUGGCACAACGGACACGGCGUCACAGUGGACUACGACACCUUGGACCCUUUGGUGAGACGGGAUUCAUAUCAAGACACGUCUUCUCCUGAAACAGCUCCACCUCUGGUCCUGCACCCUGGAAAUGGUUUGUAUUCCAGAGUGAGGAAGAAGAGCAGUGAGGAAGGAGCCUUGUUCUCCCUGACCACCAGCAGCCCCAGCUGCAGUGACCGAGCUCCAUCCGCCAGCAGCGAUUCGGGUCUGUCCGUCGCCUCACAGGGGCGCGCGGGAGCCGGACACAAGAGAGGAGCUGCAGGGGACAAGAGUACCCUGGCAGGGAAGCUGGUCGCUGGGGUGGACUUUGAGAUUGCUCAGCCUCUUCUGGAGGUCAUGACUGAGCUUGCCGCCAGCGGAGGGGAGGGGGAGGUGGCUGGAGAUGAAUCUGGGUUGGGACUUACCAUCAACGGAGAGGCUUCAUCCAGCGAGAGGGAAACUGAUAUACUAGAUGACGACGAUGAAGUAGCAGCUUCGGGUCUAGACAUGCCAAGCUCCAGCAGCAUCUGCUCCCUCUCCUCGGAGAACCUGCCUGGAACUCAAACUGAGUACUCCACACGCUCCUGGGUACAGCAGCAGCAGAUGGUUGAGGUCGUCACGGACGACUACCUUGACGUGGAUGGGGGAGCGAGGUUGAAGAGGGUGAGAAAAGAGAAGCCACCACCUUUAGUUGCUCCUGACACGCCACUUCGAGGAAUGAGCAGCAGGGAGGCGGUGCAGCGAGGACCAGUGGACGAUGACGGCAUGCACAACGGUCAGUCAGUCAGUACUACGCUUGCUUCGUCUUGCCAAGAAGAAGAUUUGGCGUCGUUAAACACAGACAUUGACGAGUCCAUAGAGCAGCUGAACCAGCUGAUUUUGGAUUUGGAUCCCACCUUUGUUCCUGUUCCUACCCGCUGCGCCCCCUUGAGCCGCUCUGCCUCCCUCCACACCAACGGCCUCAGCCACAAGGGAAAUACCAAUCAGUCAAGUUGGAGACAGCAGAAGCAGGUCAGCGAUGUGGUGGACUACGCUGGUCUCGAUAGUCCAGGAUGGAGAGGGGGCAGUGCUCAGAGCUUCAGGGGCUCCCCGCUCUACAGUCCCUCCUUCUCACAAACUCAGCACGGCCAUCUUUACAAAACCAACAGUGUGGACUUUCAAGGACACACAGAAAACUCCAACAUCGUCCCGCCCACUCCGGCCUUCCCGGUGUCUCCUCCAACGCCCUACGUGAAACAUUUCCCAGCAGAGUUUUCCCAGCUCAGGAAAGGCGGGCAGUGGGACCAACACAACUGGACACAAGAUACCCGGAGUUUCCUGGAUAGCAUGAACCACGCCGGCGGCUCCACAGAGGGAGAGCUGUUCAGGUCAGACGUGUCGGUCACUCCUGCUUCCUGUCAGAGGAUCUUUGGCUCCAUGUGCUCGGUGUCAUCAGACAGCCCCCUCCCGCACACAGACAGCUCCACUCCUCCUCCUGUGUGGCACGACCGGACUCCAAACUCCCUGAACUCCCCGUAUCACUCCCAGCCUUCACCCCCUCUCUCUCUCAGCACUCCCAAUGCCCACAGCUCUCCCAGGGGGGCUCUGAGGAGCCUGGGUGGAGGUCUGGGGGUCCGCAGGGAGACAGACAGCACAGACUUGUCCUCGCUGUUGUUGGGGAACGGCGGCCUGGAGCACAGCCUGCUGGAGGCCAUGGAGGGCCUUGGGAGUCUGAACCUCGGGGGAGACGGGGGACUCCCUCCACUGCUGCCCGAGAAGAGAAGGUUGGGUGAGGGGGGAGAGCUCGGCUCCCGUUCGCCCUCUCUAAGCGGGUUUUCCAGCCCUCACAGCGGCAGCAGUGUCAGCAUCCCAUUCUCAUCCCCGAUGACCCCCGACCCCCUCAGAGGACUCAGUGGCACCCAGUCACCCGGAGCAGACUUUGGCAGUAAGCAGGACACUGUGAAGUUUGUUCAGGACACUUCCAAGUUCUGGUACAAGCCCGACAUUUCCAGAGACCAAGCCAUUGCCGUGCUGAAGGACAAAGAGCCCGGCUCGUUCAUCGUCAGAGACAGUCACUCUUUUCGCGGGGCGUACGGAUUGGCCAUGAAGGUGGCCACGCCCCCUCCGUCUGUGUUACAGCAGAGUAAGAAAGGAGACCUGUCCAAUGAGCUGGUGAGACACUUCCUGAUAGAGUGCACGCAGAAAGGAGUCCGUCUGAAAGGCUGCCCCAACGAGCCGUACUUCGGAAGUCUCACAGCUCUGGUGUGUCAGCACUCAAUCACCCCUCUGGCUCUGCCCUGUAAACUCAUCCUGCCUGACCGAGACCCGGUGGAGGAGCUGAACGACUCGUCUGCACAGACAUCGACAAACUCCGCGGCGGAGCUUCUGAAACAGGGAGCAGCGUGUAACGUGUGGUACUUGGGCUCUGUGGCGUUGGAGUCUCUGACGGGACAUCAAGCGGUGCAGAAGGCGACCACGCUGACGCUCGCAAUGGACCCACCACCAGCGUCCACCGUCGUCCACUUCAAAGUGUCGGCGCAGGGGAUCACGCUCACUGACAACCAGAGGAAGUUAUUCUUUAGGAGGCAUUACGCCGUCAACACCGUCAUCUUCUGUUCUCUGGACCCACAGGGCAGGAAAUGGACAAGAGACAGUGGUUCUACUGCAAAGAUCUUUGGAUUCGUAGCCAGGAAAUCUCAGAGUGAGACAGAAAACAUGUGCCAUCUAUUCGCUGAACAUGACCCCGAGCAGCCGGCGAGCGCCAUUGUCAACUUUGUCUCAAAAGUCAUGAUUGGGUCACAUAAGAAGUAACAAGAGCCCGGACUGAACCUCCAACAACAGUUUCAUCCCAAGAGCCAAAAACGAUGGACCCAGACACUCCAGCAGCCGCUCCCGUUGGUCCAUCCUGCACAAUAAACUUGAGUAUUUUGUGCUGACUUUUUGCACUGCAGGAUGCCGCCACCAGAGGGAGCCACGACUGUCAUGUAUAGAUUUAAAUCUCCUGAGCGGGAGGCUGUGACUACUUUAUGAUGCAUCCUUUGGAAAUGUGUAUAAAAUGUGUAUAAAAUCAUAACCCACAGGAUCUAGUAUGAAAAUGUUGUCACAUUUAUCUGACCUGUAGCUUCAGACUCUCUAAAAGAACCAUAUCACACUGUCCCUGCUUGUUUCUCACGGUCACAGCUGACGAAUAUAACACAUUUACUUCUGAUUAAAGCUGAAGAAUGUCACAUUUUUUUUUGUUUUAGGUAAAAAUGCAUAAAUCAGGUUUCAACAUCACUUUUGUGCAAACCACAGACCAACUGUCACGUGACAAAGCCAGUAAUGUGGUUGCCUUGUACUUAAGAUGGAUUUAUUGUGUUGUGUUUAUAGUAUUUAUCCCUUUUUACAGAUGUGUAAAAGUCUUUCUUUUUUUCCUAAAUAUACUUGUCAUAUAUUUUUGUAUAUUAACACAUACUGUACAGUAGGAAGGCAGUGAAUGUAUACAUAUUGUAGUAGGAAGAAUAUAUGUGGUAUUUUAUGUAGCAGUAAGAUACAACACAAGCUGCCCAGGUAUACUUGUAUCACUAAUAUAGAUGUCAAUAUGCUCCCUUUUACAGUAACACCGUAAUACAGAUGUAUGUACAGUUGUUGUGUUACGAUAAAGUCAUUCAGAGUUCCUCUAAUAAGAGAUCAAAUACAGUCACUGUGAGAAA